AUGGCUUUGCGACUGUCGGUUUCCGGGGUCUUCCUCGAUUCCAUUCCGCGAUCUAUCGGGUCCUCUCUUUGGGCCAUCUCCCUCCCCGUCCCGUCCCUCCUCUCCGAUCUUUGGGACUCGGUUCUCCGCGCAGCUCCUAAGAAAAAAACCUCCCACAUGAAAAGGCGUCAUCGGCAACUCGCUGGCAAGGCAUUGAAGGACGUGCACGGUCUUAGCAAGUGCCCCGCAUGCGGGCAGAUUAAACGCUCCCAUGUGUUGUGCCCCCACUGUGUGAAAGCGCACCCGGUCGAUAUCUUCUCGCUGGCCGUGACAGACACUCAGAUCUUGUCUGCAUCGGGCGCCUCAUCAAUCAAAGUUCAUUCGACUACGGACACGGACUUUCGCCUGGUGCAGUCCAUCGACAAUGCCCACAAAGUCGGCUGCCACCACCUCGUCACAGGAGCCAACGGCUCACGCGCGGUGAGCGCCGGCUUUGCAGGGGAUUUAAAGGCCUGGUCUUGCGAGGACGGAUACUGGUUCGCAGACAAUGCGACUUCGGCCAAUCUCGCGGGUGCGGACGCCUGGGCUGUGUCCUUGUCUCUCGAUGGACGAUAUCUUGCUGGGGUCACUCAAAAUGGGCAUAUCAAGGUGUGGGACUUAGGUGCAAAUGGCGCUCUCAUACGGGAUCACGAGACUAAGGGCAGCUUUGGCACUUGCAUCGACUUGUCUGCCGAUGGUCGCUUUAUCGCCAGUGGGCACGAAAAUGGUGCUGUCUACAUCUUUAGUGCCGAAACGGGCCGUAUGCCAUUCUCUCUAUCAGGAUUGGUGAAGCCGGUUCGAACCCUGGCCUUCUCGCCGGGUGGCAGGAUUCUGGCUGCAGCUGGUGACUCGAAGGUAAUUGUGCUGUAUGACACCGCGUCCGGGGAACAGAUCGCCAACCUCUCGGGGCACUCGGCAUGGAUCCUGUCUCUUUCCUGGAGCCACACGGGUGAAUACCUUCUCAGCGGUUCGUUUGAUGGCAAAGUCAAGGUGUGGUCGAUCGAUACCAAGACCUGCGUCGCUACACACUCCGAGACGGAGAAGGCAGUAUGGAGCGUAAAAUGGCUCCCAAAGAUCGGCCGGACUGAAGGAUUCGCGACUGCAGGCGCAAAUCGCAGCGUUGCAUUUUAUCGAGAAGCCACUGGGGGCUGA
Molecule: messenger RNA, 1170 nt
Organism: Penicillium alfredii
Lineage: Eukaryota; Fungi; Ascomycota; Eurotiomycetes; Eurotiales; Aspergillaceae
Product: SKI complex subunit WD repeat protein SKI8
Exons: 6
Coding region: 1-1170 (389 amino acids)
Biological process (GO): translation
Cellular component (GO): Cdc73/Paf1 complex; large ribosomal subunit
Molecular function (GO): protein binding; structural constituent of ribosome
Source: RefSeq, a predicted model, not a curated record